Molecule: messenger RNA, 945 nt
Organism: Phoenix dactylifera (date palm)
Lineage: Eukaryota; Viridiplantae; Streptophyta; Magnoliopsida; Arecales; Arecaceae
Source: RefSeq, a predicted model, not a curated record
CCCCACUUUAUAAACCCCCUCCGCCUCUUCUCCUCCUAACAUCGUCUCUUCAGCGUUCCAAAUUUCCAAUCCCUUCAAAGGCGAAAGAGCUUCGAACCCUCAAAACCUUUCGAAAUGGCCGGAACCCUAAGAUUCGGAGGAUUGAGCUCCUGCCCCCAUCUUGCCUCCCCCAGACGCCGCAAGCCGGUCGGCGCCGUGGCCAUGGCGGAGGUGGCGACGGCGGUGAGGCGCGCGAAGAGCCUGUACGAGGUGCUGCGGGUGAAGGAGACGGCGUCGGCCGUGGAGAUUAAAGCGGCGUACCGGUCCAUGGCGAAGCGGUUCCACCCGGACGUGGCGCCGGCGGCCGGCGGAGCGGACUUCCUGGAGAUCCACAGGGCGUACAAGACGCUCUCCGACCCGACGGCGAGGGCGCGGUACGAUAUCUCCAUCGGGCGGCUCGGAUUCCCGGCCGCGGGGCCGCUGCGGUCCCGGCGAUGGGAGACGGACCAGUGCUGGUAGGCCGCCGGGCUAACAACAGGCGAUCCACCAAACCGGGGACGGUUCGGUUGUCGAGAGAGACCCGAGCCCGGUCCGGAGCGCGUGCCCACCGACCUUGCAACGUGGCGGCAUCUGAAUGCCUCAUCAACAUCCGGGUCCCUUCUUGUCAACAUUCUGGAUGCCGAAACUUUAAAGAAAAGAAACAAUGUUGAUGGGCUGGGACGGGUUUUUUUUUUUUGUUUUUUUUUCCGAGCUCGCGUAUAUUGGCGCUGAGCUGUGAAAAUGUACAGCUUCGAGGUUUGGAAAUUGCGAGAAAUCGAGCCUGCUGUAACAAAUCACAGAUGAGUUGCAAAGCGGUGGCAUCAAACUUUUUAUCAAAAAAAUGUAUAUAUAUUUUUUUGAAAAAACUAGUCUCAUAUGGUGUCAAUUUAACUUUUACUGGGGCAAAGAAAAACCCCAAAUUCACAA